AUGGAUUUCGCACCCUACCAAGAUCAAUCACCCGAAACAAAUCGAGCCCUCUCACCUCCACCUAUCGAAGGCCGACGCUCUUUCUCCCCUCGGCGCUCGUUCUCUCCAGCACUUCCCUCUCCUACCAAUGCGCCCAAGGCCACAGCAAACCCAUGGCGAGCAUCUAUAGACGAGACGGUCUCACCACAAGGUUUCGGAAAUACUAGUACCGGGGCAGGAGAUAUUGAGAGCGGUCGGGGGAGACUGAAUGAGUUCGAGACAAGUCUUCCUAUCCGGCUGGACUUUGAGGCAUGUCUGGCAUAUAUACUGCUGCCUCCUGCAGGUGGAGUGCUGCUGCUGGUCAUGGAACACAAGAGCGAUUAUGUUAGAUUCCACGCUUGGCAAUCUUCGCUGCUUUUCUCGGCCAUGUUUGUCCUGCAUUUGAUAUUCUCGUGGUCGUCAUUUCUGUCAUGGGUCAUUUUAAUUGCGGAUCUGGGAAUGAUAGGUUACCUGACGAUGAGGGCAUAUCAGGAUGCGGAUACUCUCGACAGGUGCGAAGUGCCUUUCUUUGGCAGACUUGCGAGCAGUAUAUUGGACGAUGAGUGA
Cadophora gregata is the source of this 585-nucleotide messenger RNA. RefSeq lists its product as uncharacterized. Lineage: Eukaryota; Fungi; Ascomycota; Leotiomycetes; Helotiales; Ploettnerulaceae. The coding region runs from base 1 to 585 and encodes 194 amino acids. The record is from RefSeq and is a predicted model, not a curated record. The transcript is spliced from 2 exons.